AAGGUAUUCACGACCACUUUUGAUAGCACCAAUUAUUCGUGUACUUGGUGAGAAGUUCUUGAAGAACACUUUCACAAUUGAAUCGACUCAUAAGGAUCAAGGAUGAAGGGAUGAAAAUGUGUAAUCAGACGGCGCAAAGCAGAUGUUACGAUGCAGCACCAUUUGACUAAACUGAAUAUCGACGUCACAUAAAAUUAUUACAGACGCUCAAAUUGGUAUUCUGAGCGUUUUUACACAUGACUUGCAUGAUAUUAACUAUUUGCGAAAUCUUAACGAGAAUCAACAGUUGAAAUAGAAACCGUGAAAACGGAAGCAUUCAGACGAAGUUAACUGAUAUCGAAGAUUUAUCACAGUUUUCUUUUCUGCUUUUUUAUGUUCAAUAAUUCUGCAAAAGAGCAAACCAACGUGGUAGAAACGUAAUAAAGCAUACCCAAGAAAAUAAUCAUUGAGAAGUAAUUGCCGGUAUAAUUACAGGUAUGGCCCUAUUAUGAAAAGUUUCUUCACCCUCAAACUCUUUGGACCAUGUUUGCAAACAUUCUAGUUCGCCGACCACGCACGUAUGCAUUCAUAAUUUGUGUUGCGUUUUUAAUAUUCUACAUUUGGUUCGCCAAUCGUGAUGGCAGAGACUGGAAUGACAAUUAUAUUAUGAAACUUGUAAACACUAGACUAUCUCUAAUAAUCAGCAAAACAGAGAGACCAAUCAUUGUGAAGGGUAAAAACCCUGGUCUCAUCCUAGACACGCCGGGAUGCAAAAUACCAAAGCUUGAUCCAUUCGAUCCAUCUGUGAUUGACCUCUAUGAGAAAACAGAAGUCUAUGAUUGCGCUGGCAGGCCCUUAUUUAUGCAUUCUCAGCCAGGUGGUUCAAUAGCAUUAAAUAAAACAGCAUUAAAAGUUCAUUACGAUGUGAAUCCCAAAGAUGUUUUCUGCGUCUACCGUGGCAUCUACCGGCUGCAUGAAAAAGCUGGGGAUGUGCGGGAAAACUCUUAUAGUUAUACUGAGUAUGAUAUACUUGAUUUCGAUGUCCCUCUUAAACAAGACCAUAUUGUCGUGAACUGCGAUAUUGGUGGGAAAGAGAAUUUCACUCAAUUUUUUCCCCUGGUGUAUCUCAAAAAAGAAGUUGAAUCGGUAAAAUCUAAAAUACCAGAACCGCCUUCCCGAUUAAAUGUCAUAAUACAUGCUAUUGAUUCAAUAUCAAAACUGAAUUUUUUGAGGCAUUUUAAGAAAACUAAACGCUUUAUAAAAGAGAAGGGGAACUUUUUCGACAUGAAAGGAUAUAACAAGGUCGGGGAUAACACAUUUCCGAAUUUGACGCCACUGCUUACAGGGCAGCACGUUGAAGCAAUCUGGAAUGAAAGUGUUAAAAACAGCAUGUUCUUUGAUGACGUCGAUAUCAUAUGGAAGAAAUACUCUGAAAAGGGAUUUAGAACAUUCUACGCUGAAGACAGCCCCUUUUUCGGAACAUUUAACUACGCAAGACGGGGUUUCAACAAUACACCAACAGAUUAUUACAUGCGCCCUUUAUACCUCGCUAUGCAUAAGUCAGAAUUGAGGAAGAAAAAGUAUUGGUAUUGCUUCAAUAAUCAGUUGGAACCAGAAAUCAUGUAUAACUACGUGGCAGAUUUCAUUGCAACUAUGGGAACAAGACCAUAUUUUACUUUUUCGAUUACAUCUUCUUUAACUCAUGAUUAUAUCAAUCACGCGGGCUAUGCUGAUGCUCCUGCAACAGAUUUCCUUGAAAAAAUUUGGACUAUGGGUGCACUGAACAACUCUGUCGUAAUCUUAUUUGGUGAUCAUGGUUUAAGAUUUGGGAAAAUUAGGAACAUCUACAUCGGAAAAUUCGAAGAAAGAAUGCCUUUUCUCUACGUGCAUUUUCCAACAUGGUUCCUGGAACAAAAUCCUGAUGUACACAAGAAUCUCAAAACCAAUACAGAACGUUUAGUGACACUUUUUGAUGUAUAUGCUACUAUGGUACACCUGCUGAAUCCCACUAAGAAACUAACACCACUGGAAAAAGUUAAGGUUUCACCAUAUGGAUUGAGUCUCAUGGAAGAAAUAUCGCCCUACAGAACUUGCGAAAAAGCAGGCAUUUUUCCGCAUUGGUGUACCUGUCAAGUAUUUCAAUACGUUUCUCCAAUGGAUCGAGAAAUAUUGCAGUCAGCUAAAGUGGUGAAGGAUCACUUGAAAAAUAUAACAAUAAAAUAUAAUCAAACUUGUGCAACUAUUAAUGUGGACGCUGUAAAGGAGGCAAAGUUAGGACAGCUAAAUGAUUUGGUUCUCCGAUUCCUUAAGCAUGAAGGUAUAAUACUUGAUAGAAGUGUUUCGUAUGGUGAAAGAAUAGUGAGAUACGAAGAUUUUUUAGUCACUAUCACAACAAAACCGUGUGGUGAUAUAUUUGAAGCUACUGUCAGACACAAUGUUGUGGACGAUUCUUAUGAUGUAGUAGAUGUUAAUAAUAUAGAUUUUGAUCCAAGCAUGCACAAUUGUAUAGAAGAUCAAAAACUUAGGCCUUUUUGUUGCUGCAAAUAGUAGGUUAAAUUAAUAUAAUAUGCACCGAAGAACCAUUACAUUAUGACCACCCUGCUAAUAACAUGUAGGACCACCUUUAGCCCUCAAAACUGCUAGCACCCGCCGUGGCAUUGAUUCCACAAGGUGCUGAUAGGUAGUCUGAGGUAUCUGGUACCAAACGCUCACCAAUUGGUCCUGCAAUUCCCUCACAUUGCGAGGGGAUAGCGUGACAGCACGAAUUUGGUUGUCCAAGUAGGACCACAAAUGCUCUAUUGGAAUAAGGUCGGGUGAAUUUGGGAGCCAAGACAUGACUUGAAAGUCACUGGAAUGUUCCUCGAAACAAUCCAUGACUAUUCGACCCUUAUGAAAUGGUGCAUUAUCCUGUUGGUAAGCACCAUCCCCCGCAGGAAAAACUGUUGCCAUGAAUGGGUGAACUAUGUUCAAGUAGCUUACAGACGUCAGGGAUUGUUCUAUGAGGAUUAUGGGUCAUAAUGUGCCCCAUGAAAACAUUGUUCCUGGGCGAGAAACCAUGAAAACCUGGGCGAGCCCAUUGUUAUAGAUGGAGGGUAGUCAUAAUGAUCAUUCAGAAUGUUAAAAGUAUCUCAGUAGUAACCAAUAUAAAUAAUACAAAACUACAUCACAGACGCACUUCAUUUAAAUGCUCUGCAUAGUUUCUCAAUAGAGGGGUGACUUGUUUUUUGUGCGAUGGGCGUACUGUGAAGAGAACAUAAGUGCUUACCGUUUUUUUCUACAAAUAGCAGAACUGACUGAAAAUAAAAAUGGAUGAUAAGAGUUAUUAGCAGUGUACUAAGAUGAAAUUGAAAAGCUGAGAUAAUGAUUUUUAAAGAAUCGUAUUGUCUUUUCAAGAAGAAUGCGUUUAUGUCAUCACACAAACUUGAGCUUAUCAGUGAAAGGUUGUGUCAUAAGCGUGAAAACUAGUCAUUUAAUUUUAAUCAUUAUGUAAGCCAUCAUUUUAAAAAAAAACUUUGCUAACUAAUGUGUGACAUUUCCCCAUCUCUCUUUUGAUCAUUAUAAUACAACAUGUUAAUGUCUUUGCUUGAAAUUCUGUGUAAAUAUCGCUAAUUUUAAAAUGCUUGUUUAAUCAUAUGAAAUCUGAGAUCGAACGUUAUAUGAAUCACAUAUUUUUAGACUUCAUACACUUUUUUUGUUUUAUAUUAUUUGUUUAUGUAAAUAAAUAUAUUAUUUAUCGCUUUAUUUAAAAUAUGCAUGUACAUUUUAAACAUUAUACUAUAUUUUCAGUAAACAAUUUACUUCAUUAAUCUUGCUGCACGUGUUAACAAAUAAAACUAAACUUUAUUUUUUUCAA
Parasteatoda tepidariorum (common house spider) is the source of this 3832-nucleotide messenger RNA. RefSeq lists its product as uncharacterized. The record is from RefSeq and is a predicted model, not a curated record. Lineage: Eukaryota; Metazoa; Arthropoda; Arachnida; Araneae; Theridiidae.